AUGUCUCUCUCCAACAAGCUCUCCAUUGCGGACGUCGACCUGAAGGGCAAGCGCGUCCUCAUUCGGGUCGACUUCAAUGUCCCACUUGACGGAAGCAAGAUCACCAACAACCAGCGUAUUGUCGGUGCUCUCCCCACGAUCAAAUAUGCGCGCGAUAACGGCGCCAAAGCCGUCGUGCUCAUGAGCCAUCUCGGCCGGCCAGACGGCAAGCCCAACCCGAAGUACAGUCUCAAGCCGGUUGUUCCCGAGCUCGAGAAGCUGCUGGGCACAAGCGUGACCUUUACCGAGGACUGCGUCGGCAAGCAGGUCGAGGAGACUGUCAACAAGGCUAGUGACGGACAAAUCAUUCUGUUGGAGAACUUGCGCUUCCACGCGGAGGAGGAGGGCAGCUACAAGGAUGAUGAGGGCAAGAAGCAGAAGGUUGACAAGGCGAAGGUGGAUGAGUUCAGGAAGGGCUUGACUGCUCUUGGUGAUAUCUACAUUAACGAUGCUUUCGGCACCGCCCACCGUGCACACAGCUCCAUGGUCGGCGUAGACCUCCCACAAAAGGCCUCUGGCUUCCUCGUCAAGAAGGAGCUCGACUACUUCGCGCAAGCUCUCGAGGAGCCCAAGCGCCCCUUCCUCGCCAUCCUCGGCGGCGCCAAGGUCAGCGACAAGAUCCAGCUCAUCGACAACCUGCUCGGCAAAGUCGACAGCCUGAUCAUCUGCGGCGGCAUGUCCUUCACAUUCAAGAAGACGCUCGAGGGCGUCAAGAUUGGCAACAGCUUGUUCGAUGAGGCGGGCAGCAAGACAGUCAAGGACCUCGUGGAGAAGGCGAAGAAGAACAACGUCAAGAUUGUUCUGCCCGUGGAUUACAUCACUGCGGACAAGUUCGACAAGGAUGCCAACACAGGCUAUGCGGAGGACAAGGACGGCAUCCCAGAUGGCUGGAUGGGUCUCGACUGCGGAGACAAGUCAAUCAAGUUGUACAAGGAUGCUAUCAGCGAGGCGAAGACGAUCCUCUGGAACGGACCCGCUGGUGUGUUUGAGUUCGAGAAGUUCGCAAAGGGCACCAAGGAGACGCUCGAUGCUGCUGUCGAGGCGGCGCAGAGUGGCAAGAUUGUCAUCAUCGGUGGAGGUGACACCGCGACUGUCGCUGCCAAGUACGGUGUUGAGGACAAGCUGAGCCACGUCUCAACUGGUGGUGGUGCAUCGCUGGAGCUGCUCGAGGGCAAGGACCUGCCUGGUGUGUCUGCGCUGUCAAGUAAGUAGACUUGGAUAUCGAAUAGCAGAGUAGAAGCUUAGUGGGAGAAAGGCACUUCUUCGAAAUUAUGAUUCGUGUAGAGUAGCUUUGUCAGAGCGCAAUAGAGCCUGAACUGCA
Parastagonospora nodorum SN15 is the source of this 1360-nucleotide messenger RNA. RefSeq lists its product as hypothetical. NCBI's taxonomy places the organism in Eukaryota, Fungi, Ascomycota, Dothideomycetes, Pleosporales, Phaeosphaeriaceae. The coding region runs from base 1 to 1251 and encodes 416 amino acids. The record is from RefSeq and is a predicted model, not a curated record. Gene Ontology annotation, molecular function: ADP binding; ATP binding; phosphoglycerate kinase activity. Gene Ontology annotation, biological process: gluconeogenesis; glycolytic process. The transcript has 3 exons. Gene Ontology annotation, cellular component: cytosol.